UACUACAUAAAAGUAGGUGCCUAUUGCUCUGAGCACAGAUAUACAUGGGUGUACAUAAAGUGUCCAGUAAGAGCUGGAACAACUCACCCCCUGACCUGACUGGCCUGAUAAUCUGAUAUAGUGUUUCAGUUUUUAUACAUCCAACCAAUCACAGUUGCGAAUAUUUUCUAACCUUACUAAAUCAGAAAGACGAAUUUGUUGGCGAACUGAUUUUUAAAUACUUUAUUUUUAAGUUACAUAUUUUUGAAGAUGAGCUACAUCAGCACGAUGACCCAACUGAAUUAGUCUGUUAUUUGUAAGUAAACAUUAUGAAUCACACUGCAGAUACAAUAAUAACGUUUCUGUACGAUGUCGGUGAAACGAAUACGACAAAUGAAACGUACUCGCCUCCUUAUAUACCCAAUUCUUCAGAAAUCAGGACCUUGCUGAACAUAACAAGGGACGUACCCUUCAAAUACGCGAUGCCAUUGUUUGGCUACAUCAUGCCAUUCUUACUGCUGAUUACAAUCGUGGCCAAUACUCUCGUCGUAGUAGUGCUGGCACAACGACACAUGCGUACUCCGACCAAUUUGGUCCUUCUGGCUAUGGCCAUCUCCGACUUAUUAACGUUGUUGUUUCCGGCUCCUUGGUAUUUCUACAUGUAUACCCUUGGUAACUACAAUAAUGUAUUGUUUCCCAUCCCAGCUUGCUAUUGCUACCAUUACAUGUAUGAAGUGAUACCCGCGUUCUUCCACACCGCUUCCAUCUGGCUCACCCUCGUCCUAGCUGUUCAGCGCUACAUCUACGUGUGUCACCCGACAGUUGCCACCACCUGGUGCACUGUCCCACGUGUUGUAAAGGCCAUGGUUUCCGUGUACCUCGUAGCUUUCUUCCACCAGUCCACCAGAAUAUUUGACCGAGUCUUUCAGUUGGUACAGUUCAGGUGGAAUGACGCGGUUUACUUUGGCUGCGUGUUUGAAACCGCGAGUUGGGUAAAAGAUGUUAUCAACGAAAACGUAUAUUUCACCUACUACUACGUUUUCCGUAUAUUGUUCGUACAUAUUGGACCUUGCACCGCUCUGGUUGUGAUGAACGUACUUCUCUUCCGAGCUAUGAAGGAAGCCCAGAUUAAAAGAGACAGACUCUUCAAGGAAAAUCGGAAGAGCGAGUGCAAGAAACUACGGGAUAGUAACUGUACCACUCUCAUGUUAAUCGUUGUUGUAACAGUCUUCCUUGCUGUCGAGAUCCCCCUGGCGGUGACAACUCUGCUCCACGUCAUGCAAAAUGCGCUCGAAAUCCAGAUCGCCGAUUACAAUGACUUGAACGCCACCAUUCUAUUCACAAAUUUCUUCAUUAUGCUCAGUUACCCUUUUAACUUUGCUAUUUACUGUGGCAUGAGUCGACAAUUCCGAGAGACAUUUAAAGACUUGUUCGUGAUGGGUAAUCUCGUCAGCAGGCGUGAAAGUUCGUCGAGAUAUAGCCUAGUUAACGGACCACCAAAACAUUCAGCUCACGAGACUGUUUUAUAAAAGGUAAACCAUUUAAAAAUCACCACAGCAGAUAGAUGAUAAAGUAAGUAAAUGACUAAGACGCUAGUUAAUGAUACAACUUCAAAUAUUUUAUCUAUAACAAAACGAAAUAUUUAUUACCAAAAAAAGGUUAUACUGGACACGCAGUCUUACUGUUCUCGUCAUGAGAACUUAAGAACUUUAAAGUAGAGUGAAAAACGUUGUGGCUUCCUUUUACUGUCUUUCAUAAUAUAUAAUGUACAUUGAAGAGGUUAACAGGUUGAAAAGGUUAGAGAACAACGACCUUUAAACUCCAGAUAAUUAUAAAACCACUAUUUAACGGACCUAGUACGUUUAAAAUCUGGAUAUUACAUUUUUUUUGGGGGGGGGUACUAAUUUUAAAGCCUUGGUGUGAUUAUUAGGCAUUACUGUUUUGUGGAUUCCCAAAGUUCCGCUGUAAACCCCCCUCCAAUAGGUGGUGAGCUUACAAUAAAUCCUGGGGCUCAUUAAUGUAAGCUGACUUCACCACGAGGGGGUGUUCGAACACCGCAAUACAGUGUUUAGAUAUCCGUUCUGUUCUAUUGCUACGUACCCGUUAUAAGUUUGCAUGUUCAAUAGAUGGAUAUUAAGUGUA
Limulus polyphemus (Atlantic horseshoe crab) is the source of this 2121-nucleotide messenger RNA. Its product is annotated as sex peptide receptor-like. Bases 309 to 1508 code for a protein of 399 amino acids. The record is from RefSeq and is a predicted model, not a curated record. Gene Ontology annotation, cellular component: membrane. Gene Ontology annotation, biological process: G protein-coupled receptor signaling pathway. Gene Ontology annotation, molecular function: G protein-coupled receptor activity. The transcript is spliced from 2 exons. Lineage: Eukaryota; Metazoa; Arthropoda; Merostomata; Xiphosura; Limulidae.